GGGGUUUCUUUACUGCUCUAGUCUUAUGCGCAUGUGUAACUUCUAUUUCUGAACUAGAUGUAGAAGAAUUACUUGAAUCGCUAUCUGAAGUGUCUAAAUUAGAAGAAGCAUCUGUAGAAUAUUUGACAUUGUCAUUUAAUCUUCUGGAUGCUAGACCAGGUUUAGAUUCCGUUGAUUUAGAUAAAUUAUUUUUAGUAAAGCUGGCUUUGUUAAAAUCUUCAUUGAAUAAUGGAAUGCUUAUACCAUUUAUUACAAUUUUAGCAUGGUGGACAUGGGUUUUGGAAGAAUGUCCAAAGCUUAUUUUUGCUUUACACAUCCAUAACCAAUCUUGUCCCAACACCAAAUCGAAUAAUGGAUUUUUGUGA
Messenger RNA from Dentiscutata erythropus, 365 nucleotides. The record is from the annotation of a GenBank genome assembly. Lineage: Eukaryota; Fungi; Glomeromycota; Glomeromycetes; Diversisporales; Gigasporaceae.